This is a messenger RNA of Suillus paluster, 843 nucleotides long. RefSeq names its product DnaJ domain-containing protein. The transcript is spliced from 5 exons. Gene Ontology annotation, biological process: spliceosomal complex disassembly. Gene Ontology annotation, cellular component: spliceosomal complex. The coding region runs from base 223 to 756 and encodes 177 amino acids. NCBI's taxonomy places the organism in Eukaryota, Fungi, Basidiomycota, Agaricomycetes, Boletales, Suillaceae. The record is from RefSeq and is a predicted model, not a curated record.
ACGUGAUAUACACGGUCGCGUGCCCUUCAUUUCGGUUCAACGUUCAAGCAAGGUUGAAGUUCUAAACUUCGUUCUAACUCCUCUGCAGCUUCUGCUUGACAACACGCCGACUGUGCUCGAUACAGCUCUCGUUCCUUAUCUACUGCGGAACCAAAACCAUUGAUCUGCCCCAGAGGCAAGCCCGAAUCGAUAAACAUAUUGGUUCAGAUACCUCUGUCAUCCAUGAUAGGACUCACACUUUACGAUGUCCUUGCAAUCCCAACUACCGCUUCUACAGAUGAUGUCAGGAAGGCAUACAAACUGAAAGCUCUUGAAACCCACCCUGAUAAGCUCGAACCCACCGUCUCGGAGCAAGAGCGCCGUGCUGCAGAGGGAAGGUUUAGAAAUGUAUGCGACGCCUUUGAGGUGCUUAGUGAUCCGAUAAAAAGGAAGGCCUACGACAACCGCAUCCACCUUGCUCAGAAGAACAAGAAAGUUUGGGAUGAGAAGCACGACAGGCGCGUCAUGGAACGCGACCAGUGGGCACGUCAAACCAAGGAACGUAGCGAGGCGCGUAUGAAGGAGCGUGCGGACUUCUAUGAGAGCCUCAAGCGUAUCAAGGAGGAGAAGGAGCGAUAUAUGGAAAUGGUCGAGCGAUUCUAUCAAGAGCUGCGUGAAUGCCACCCAGAGUGGGAGUCGCGGAGGCAGGCAGUGCUACAGCGUAAAGAGAUGGCGGACAAAGGUCAAAUACCGCGGCGACACACAACUCGCAUUUAGCAGCACGACCUCGACGGACAGUUUUAUCUUAUGGUUCGGUUCGGCGGACACCUUGCUUUAUUUAUCUCCCGACGCUGGAGUCUUUAU